CUAACUGCCAUCAACUAGCAGCAGCAGCACCAGAAGGAGCAACAGCGCAGCGCAGCAGCGAAAGCAGCGCAGCAGCAGCAGCAGCAGAAGCAGCAGCAGCAGAAGAAGGAGCAGCAGCAGCACCAGCAGCAGAAGAAGGAGCAGCAGCAGCAGCAGCAGCAGCAGCAGCAGCAGCGCAGCAGCAGCGGCAGCAGCAGCGGCAGCGCAGCAGCAGCAGCGGCAGCGGCAGCAGCAGUGAGCAGCAGCAGUAGCUACAGCCAUCCCCAUCCUCCCCUCC
This is a messenger RNA of Closterium sp. NIES-67, 277 nucleotides long. NCBI's taxonomy places the organism in Eukaryota, Viridiplantae, Streptophyta, Zygnematophyceae, Desmidiales, Closteriaceae. The record is from the annotation of a GenBank genome assembly.